GUGUGUGUGUGUGUGUGUGUGUGUGUGUGAGUGAAUGAACACAGUCAGUAUUGGGGAGUACCAUGGGCUGCGGGUGGGCUCGUCCCUCCUCAGUAUCGUAUCCGGCUGCAUCAUCAUCGGUGUGUCUAAAGACUGUGACGCCGAUGCUGUAGGGGGGGUUUUCCUUGGAGCAGGAGGACUUGGUCUCCUGAUCUCCGUGUAUCCGUUUAUUAAAGCCUGGUUCAACAUCCAUCACAUUUUACCCAACAUCGGAAACUUCAGAGUCCAUCCAGUUGCUCCGACUCCGGCCCCUGAACAGCCCUCAGACUCUCUCAGAAGAGAAGGGACUCUGGGUCAGUUGGAGCGCUCCAAGAGCCGCAUGGGGACGUUCGUGGAGGGAGGAGCUGCUGCAGCCGAGAGCUCUCCGGAAGACGGACCUUCUACAGAUAUUCCAGAUAUUUUGGGCAGGCGUAAACCCAAACUCUCAGAGGGGGACCUUCCAUAAACAUCUGAAGCUCAAACCAUUGAGUGUGUAAAAGAAAAACAGAAAGAAUUAAAAUAAUAAUGUAAUAUAACUGCGCCUCAGACCUACAGUACAGUCAGGUGAAAACUGUGUCUGUGGGCAGGUGAAGGGGCUGUGUAUGAUAUAUGAACAUCAGGGCAUGGUGGCCAUGACACAUGGGGCGUGUCUUCUCUGUGGUUGUGCAUCUUUGCCUCAGGCCGUCUCUCUAGAUCUCAGAGUGAAUGCAAACGUGACAUUUAUUUAAAAAACUGAAAUGUUUCCUUUCCAUUCCAGUGAUGAUCGAUAUAAAUGAAGAUUUCAAACAAAUCACUUGGCCUCAGACGGAGCAGAAUGAUGGAGGACUUUAAUGUUAGCUUCUUAAUGUGUUUAAAUGGAGCUUAAAAACAAAAUGCCAUGAGUAAAAUUUGAACGACAACAAAAUGAUCUGAUUUGUGAUUUAAAAUGUUUCUGGAUGAUUCAAGAAAUAAAAUUUUACAGACAAUGGAUUUAAAAGUAAACCUGACUGUAUUAAA
Messenger RNA from Tachysurus fulvidraco (yellow catfish), 1014 nucleotides. It is a transcript of the gene kncn, whose product is annotated as kinocilin. Bases 35 to 484 code for a protein of 149 amino acids. The record is from RefSeq and is a predicted model, not a curated record. The transcript has 5 exons. NCBI's taxonomy places the organism in Eukaryota, Metazoa, Chordata, Actinopteri, Siluriformes, Bagridae.